This is a messenger RNA of Telopea speciosissima, 3036 nucleotides long. Its product is annotated as pentatricopeptide repeat-containing protein At5g02860. The record is from RefSeq and is a predicted model, not a curated record. NCBI's taxonomy places the organism in Eukaryota, Viridiplantae, Streptophyta, Magnoliopsida, Proteales, Proteaceae. Bases 12 to 2438 code for a protein of 808 amino acids. Gene Ontology annotation, molecular function: protein binding. The transcript has a single exon.
AUAUUGGGGCAAUGGCAGACAAGCUCGCUCUACCGAUACUGCUACCAGGUCCCCCUCCCUCAAAACCUAUCUUCUCAGAACAAUCUCACCCAGCCAGCAACCCUUCUUCUUCUUCUUCUUUAACUUCUCUUCUGCAGGAGCUUCUCAUCCAGCACACCCCAAAUCCUCCUGGAAACCUCAAUAACAACCAACACCCUAACCUCCUAAGACGACGAAUUCGCCUCGGCAAAGCCCGUGACGUCAACAGAGGAAAGCCCUGGUCUUCCCAUGGUCUCUCCCCACAAGGUCAGAAAACACUACAAACACUCGUUAAUUGCAGAGACACAGACAUUAAUGUCGAUGAAAUCCUCUGUACUCUGACCCAUCUCGACUUAGAGUCUCUAUCAACUGACCUCUUCGGUAUAAUUAAAGCCUUGGGUUUCUAUAAGAAGUCUGAGCUAGCAUUGAGUGUCUUCAAGUGGAUGCGAAGCCACCCUGAUUUUGAAUCCCUCCUGAAAGACCCUGUCGUCCCUGUUCUUCUCGGAAUUCUUGGCAAAGACGGCCGGGUUUCUGCCGCCACUUCUCUGCUUCACAGUCUCCACACUGAUGGCUACCCAAUUGAUGUUUAUACUUACACUUCUCUCAUAACUGCUUGUGCGAGAAAUGGAAGAUAUCGUGAGGCGGUGUCGGUUUUCAAGAAGAUGGAGGAAGAAGGUUGCAGGCCUACCUUGAUAACCUACAAUGUGAUUCUUAAUGUGUAUGGUAAGAUGGGUAUGCCACAGAGUAAGAUUUUUGAGGUUGUUGAAUGUAUGAAGAAGGAGGGUGUUUUCCCUGAUUCAUACACUUAUAAUACUCUCAUAAGUUGUUGUCGCCGUGGUUCUUUGUAUGAAGAAGCUGCUAGGAUUUUUGAGGAGAUGAAAUUAUCAGGUUUUGCUCCAGAUAAAGUUACUUAUAAUGCACUAUUGGAUGUUUAUGGUAAAUCCAGGCGGCCUAGGGAUGCUAUGAAAGUUUUGCAGGAGAUGGAAGGUAAUGGGUUUCCUCCAAGCAUUGUGACUUACAAUUCUUUGAUCUCUGCUUAUGCCAGAGAUGGGCUUUUGGAGGAAGCAGUGGAGCUAAAGACCCAGAUGUUGGAGAAGGGGAUCAAGCCAGAUGUUUUUACUUACACCACCUUAUUGUCAGGAUUUGAGAAGGCUGGGAAAGAUGAGUCUGCUAUGAAGGUUUUUGAGGAGAUGAGAAAUGCUGGUUGCAGGCCUAAUAUGUGCACCUUCAAUGCCCUUAUCAAGAUGCAUGGGAAUCGUGGGAAAUUUGAUGAGCUGAUGAAAGUUUUCCAAGAGCUGAAGAACAGCCAGUUUAGCCCUGAUAUUGUUACUUGGAAUUCUCUGCUGGCAGUGUUUGGGCAGAAUGGUAUGGACUCAUUGGUGUCGGGGGUAUUCAAGGAAAUGAAGAAAGCAGGGUUUGUACCUGAGAGGGACACUUUCAAUACCCUGAUCAGUGCUUACAGUCGCUGCGGGUCAUAUGACCAGGCCAUGACUGUUUACCAGAGGAUGCUAGAUGCUGGUGUUAGUCCAGACCUUUCUACUUACAAUGCUGUUUUGGCUGCACUGGCUCGUGGGGGCCUUUGGGUACAAGCAGAGAAGAUACUUGCUGAAAUGAAGGAUGGCGGUCGGUGUAAGCCAAAUGAGAAUUCAUACAGCUCUUUGCUGCAUGCUUAUGCGAAUGGGAAGGAGAUUGAGCGAAUGUGUGCUCUAGCUAAAGAGAUAUAUUCUGGUAUAAUUGAACCCCAUGCUGUGCUCGUGAAGACCCUUGUGCUGGUUAAUAGCAAGAGUGACCUUCUGAAGGAAACAGAAGAAGCUUUCUUGGAACUGAGAAGAAAUGGGUUUUCUCCUGACAUAAUCACGCUAAAUGCCAUGGUUUCCAUCUAUGGUCGCCGGCAGAUGGUUGAGAAAGCAAAUGAGAUCUUGAACUUCAUGAAUGAGAGCGGGUUUACCCCUAGCCUGGCAACCUACAAUAGCUUGAUUUAUAUGUAUAGUCGAUCAGCAGACUUUGAGAGAUCAGAAGAAAUCCUCCGGGAAAUCCAGGUGUCGGGGCUGAGGCCAGAUCUUAUUUCUUACAACACUGUUAUUUUUGCAUAUGCAAGGAAGGGUCGGAUGCAGGAUGCCUCUCGGAUUUUAGCAGAACUGAAGAAUUCUAGACUUACUCCUGAUGUUAUCACCUACAAUACCUUCAUUGCCAGUUAUGCAGCCCACUCCAUGUUUGUUGAGGCAAUUGAUGUUGUCAAAUACAUGGUCAAACAUGGUUGUAGACCGAACCACAACACAUACAAUUGCAUUGUAGAUUGGUACUGUAAGCAUGGUAGACGAGAUGAGGCUGUCAUGUUUGUUAAUAACCUUAGCAAGCUUGACCCACAUAUUUCAAGGGACGAAGAAGGUCGCUUAUCAAAACGAAUAAGAAAGAAGUAAAUUUUGAGAUGGGCCUCUUCUUGGACAUGAGAAAAGCAGAUCAGUUGGUGUGCCCCUUACCCUCCUAUAAUAGCAUACACCUAGGCCUUGAUUUACCUUUCCAAGAUAUGUUUGUCACAGUUUCGAGCUUGAUCGGCGUAUUUCUAAGGAGGAAGAACGGCAGUGCUACUGUAUUAGGUUGCAGGUCGGUGGGUGUGCUCCUCAGUUUCCAAGAUAUGUAUGUGUUGAACCUUGAUUCUGAUACUUUUUCCUUUAUUUUUUUUGUUGUUAAAUAUGAAACUUAAUUUACAUAGUUCCUUUAGUUUCUGGACCUAAUAGCUGUGGAUGAUCUAGGUUAUUUAUUUAAACAAGCAUGAGCCCAGAGUUGUCUACUAAAUUCAGCAAUUUCAUCUGGCUCUUUGUUCUCCAUGAAAGAGAGGAUGGGGAACGUUGUACCCAUCAAGGUAUGUAGCUCUACUGUAUAAUUAUCAUUUUGUGCACAUGAUUUCUAUGGCCUUGGGCUUUAUUAUUUCAUGUUACUACUUUGACAAGUAAAAUCCUCUAAUUGUAUCCCAAGUUUUGUAUUAGGGUAAGGACAGAAUCUUUUCUUUCCUUUUAA